AAAAAUAUUACGGUAAUGACAAAAGUAACUGACUUUUGAAUUAAAAAGUUGUUAAAAUUUGCUACAUUAAAAGUUUUUUUCUUGUUUUGAAAAUGAAAACUUUUACUGCUACAGUUUUUGAAAAUCUCAUUGCUCACUGAUUUAAAAGUUUUUACUUUUAAUUCGACUGUAAAAUUUCUUUCAUUUUGACGUUCUCGUGUAACCGUGUACGCCUAAGUCGCAAAUGUAAACAAACACUUUGGUGGGUCCGGUGGUGCUGGUGAGUCUAGGACGCAAAGUAAAGCCAACCGGACGCGGAAACCUUCGUGAGCCAAACAGCAGCAGCGGAACGCCUUCGAAGGAGGGUGGUGCAGGAGCGGGACGAGGUCGAGUGCUCGAAAAGGACAAGGCCAGCUUCCUGCAGGAACUGCAGCUGUUCCUCGGCCGGAAUUCCUAAGAAGGAAGCUUGGGUGUUUUGUGGGGUUUGUGAUUGAUUUUGUUUGUUUUUGUAGGAUGAGAGGUAGGAAUGUGGAUUCGCACCGGUUGUAUUGGGUGGUGGUGGCCCGGGAUUGAAGGUCAAUUCGCGUGGGGACUGGGCGAGAUCAUCGAGGAGAUGGCGCUGCCGAAGCGUUGCGUGAACAACGAGAUUGCGUUGAAGAAGAUUAACUUCCGGAUUUGGACAAGUACGCGAAAGUUUAUUUUCACGAUGGGCCUCCGACGAAGAGGAUGGUCAGCGCAGAUGUUGCACUCGGUGCCGUCGGUUUACAGCACCGCAACUUCCCGCCCACAAACACUCACGUCGCGACGGCGCAGCUUCAGCCGAAUGAAUCUGGACAGUGAGCCAAAAAAAAAAACGAAUUAGGAUUACGUGCUCAAAAUCGAACUCCGUUCCGAGGGCCUCAUCAACUCCAUGUUCCGGAUGCGCUUUCAGGAUCGGGAACUCCCCGUUCAGGCACUUUACUUUCCAGCCGGGAAACGUCGACCACCCUUCCCGAAUCAAUGGCCAACUCCUCCAAGACUGUCCUGAUUGAGGCCGGAAACGUGACCAUCGUGUUACACUGCUGUCGCGUCGAAGCCUCCAUCCGGAACCGACCAAACUGGGGUAUUCGGAAGUGACCAGUGGCGUACCGUAUGAAGCAGAAGCUAGUGGAGAAGCGUUAAAUACAUAUUUUUUUAAUUUUUUUUUAAAUAAAUGUAAAAAACCAAGCACAUUUUUCUGAAAUUAUCCCUGUAGUGCUAAAUGUUGUGUAUUCUUGCCAUAAAAGGUUUCUUUUCCAAAUAAAAGUAAAAUACUUUUACCAAUACAACGAUUUUGUUCCAUAAAUGCAUGGUAGUAUUAAAAACUUUCCAACUUUUGAAUUGAAAAGUUUGAACUUUCUACGAAUAUUCACCAACGCGAACUUUUAAUCCAACGAACGAUCUUUUUAAAUUUAGAGUAAUUUUUCU
Molecule: messenger RNA, 1425 nt
Organism: Culex pipiens pallens (northern house mosquito)
Lineage: Eukaryota; Metazoa; Arthropoda; Insecta; Diptera; Culicidae
Exons: 2
Coding region: 506-841 (111 amino acids)
Source: RefSeq, a predicted model, not a curated record